AUGCUGCCGGACUCAUCUGAUCGGAGCUACAAGGCAGGGUGGCGGUUGGAGAAUCCCCACCAAAGCGGAUGCAACAUAAGAGGCAUAGGGUUAGGUUCAAGAGUUCCUACAAUUGUGAAUGCUCUUGAAAAGUUGGAGCUUACUCCAAAGUUUCGAGGAUCUGAAAUUGUUCAACUUCAAAAUUUUAGAACAGCUACAGCAGAAGAUGUUGCAAGUGUACAUACCAAAUCUUAUAUUUUUGGCCUUGAGAAGUUCAAUGGUAUAUCAGUUCACGUUGUUUGUGCCAUUUUGCUAUAUAUCCUCAAUCAAGGUAUUAGGGAAAAGAGCCCAAAGACAAAGUCACGAAGGAAUUUUUGUGGGUGGUGGAGAACUUGGAACAAUGGAAUAGGUUCUCGUGGGGGAGUUAUCUAUGGAGUAAAACAUACCCUAUAUUAUUGGAUAUGGAUAUGGGAGAUGUUCCCACUAGCUCGGGGGAAUGCUGCGAUACAACGAAAUAAUUUAUAUCCUCGUAUCUUGCGGUGGUUUCACCUUAGUAUGUUAUCUUGGGAGAAAGUUUGCGAUCAUUUCGAUGUUGACCAGAACAAGGCACAUCAACCCAGAAGAAAGAUGAUUGCAUCAGAUGUCGAGUCAUCUACUGCACAUUAUUUGACAUAUAUUACUAGUCUGAAUCCUGAAUCGUCUGAAGUCCCUUCUUCUGUACGCUACAACUUUAGAAAAGAAGGGAAUGAGAAUGUGGAUGGUACUUAUCACAUGCCAAACCCGGUGAUCCAACAAUUCGGUAGUCCACGGAAUUCAAAUCGAGUAAACGAGGAUGAUGAUGUUGAUUGUAGAAAACAAAAACAAAUCAUGAAGAAGAAGAAGAAAAAGAAGGUUUUUGCUAGCGACAUUGUGGAUGCGGAAAAUCAUAUAGCCGUGCCUCGUGUUGCAAAACCAAGGUGUCCGGUUAGGGUAUUGAAACCUUCUCAACAUCUUAGCUCUCCAUACGUUUCUGUUCAAAAUGCUCCCCGAUAUCGUCCGGGUGGGGUAAUACGCAAUGAACCACCACCCCCUGUAUCUUUUAGCGAUCCCCCGACAAUUUUAUUGGGGUCAUAUGGUAAUCCUGGUUGUACCGCCCCUUCUUUAUAUAUGGGAAACAAGCCGGUUGUUUUUUUGAAACAUCGGUUGUACAAUGAAAGAAUCGAAACAAGAUUUUGGGAUCUGCUUUUUUAUGAAAGUGACUUGGGAUUUUUAGAUGAAGCGAUAUGA
Molecule: messenger RNA, 1245 nt
Organism: Lactuca saligna
Lineage: Eukaryota; Viridiplantae; Streptophyta; Magnoliopsida; Asterales; Asteraceae
Source: the annotation of a GenBank genome assembly